Aureobasidium musti is the source of this 1119-nucleotide messenger RNA. Lineage: Eukaryota; Fungi; Ascomycota; Dothideomycetes; Dothideales; Saccotheciaceae. The record is from the annotation of a GenBank genome assembly.
AUGGACGCAACAAUACGGCGGAGAUGCCUUGCGCAUGUCGCUCGCAGUCGUAUACUGGGUCUACGCCACACCAGCACCGUAACAACCACAGCGCCGCCGCCAACCCGACACACCAUCUCCUCAACCACAUCUCCACCUCCCACAACCUCACGACCGAAGACUUCGCCUCCCUCAUCCUCCGCACCAGCAAAAGACAUCACACCACCGAAACCAGUCGACCUCCAACGCUACUACGUCUCCUCUCCUCCCACAUCCGUCCAACAAACCUACGCCCACCGCUACUUCCAAAACCCAGCCUCCCCUCCCAUUCACCUCUGGACAGCCGCAAAAUUCUCCACAAUCCCUCGCUCUCCAUACCCCGAAGUGUGUUUCGUAGGCCGCUCCAAUGUCGGAAAGUCUUCCCUCUUAAACGCCGUCUUCGGCCGUCCAAAAGAANNAAAAAUCGCAAGAGUGAGCUCUAAAGCCGGACACACCAAGACGCUGAACGCAUUUGGGGUUGGUGGAAACCAAAGAGAUACAGCAGCCAAAGAACCGCUUAAGCAAUUGAUGUCAGGAGCUUUGGUUGUAGUCGAUACACCCGGUUACGGCUAUCACUCGCGUCAAGAAUGGGGUCCUGAAAUCAACAAGUUCUUUGAAAAGAGACGGCAAUUGCGUAAAGUGUUUUUGCUGAUUGACGCUUUACAUGGCAUCAAACCUAGAGACUUGGUGUUGUUGCAACAUUUUGAGACUGUAGGAGUGGACUAUCAGAUUAUUCUGUCCAAGGUGGAUAGGAUAGUCAUGACUGAUAGCAAAGUCCCCGGGCCGGAGAAAUUGGCUAGACAGGUUGCAAAAUUGGAUAAGAUUUAUCAAGAGGUGGAAGAACAGUUGAGUGCUUUGGACGAAGGCAAAAGAAGAAAGAAAAGAGAUGUUCUUGCUGCGAGUGCUGAGAAACAGAUUAAAGGGCUGCAAGGGUGGGGAGGUGGUGCGAAGAUCGGUAUUGAAGCUGUUAGAUGGGCUGUGCUCAAGGCUUGUGGUUUGGACUGCGAUGAGCAGGGAAACAGAAGAAUUGUUCAAGGUCUAGAGCUCCAAGACGAAGCGGAUGAGGAUGACGAGGUUGUGGCUUGGAAGCCUCAGAAUUGA